AUGGUCCAACUCGCCCACAUCUUCAAAAAGGACAAGGACAAGGACAAGGCGAGAGAAAAGGAUCAACUUCCCUCCGACACCAAACCCCCGAAGCCCAAGGCAAAAUCUAAGGACAAGGACGACCCUGAUAGCCCCGGUGGCUCGCCCCGAACCUCGUUCUCCUCCACCAAGUCGCCCGCCAAAUCUCCUACCAAGUCUUCCAGGACUCCGUCCAAGUCUCCCACAAAACCCCCAGCCAAAGGCCGCUUUUCUCAUAGUCGCUCCUCCUCUACCCCCGCAUCCGCUGCCCCUCCUCUGAAAUUCGGCACCCGGUCUUCGAAAGACCAGGACUCUCAUCCGCUCAAUCUUCCCCCCGACGAGCUGCGCCGUCGUCUGUCUGCUAUGGCGGCCUCCCGCGAUGACCAGCGGAGUUCCAUGGACAUUGAUCCUCAGGAGCCCCAGCAGGAUACCAAGGAGGAGCGCAGUCCAACUCCACCUCCGCACCGCUCCAACUCCAAUGCCGACGAGGCAGAUUCCUACAAGCUGGCCGGUAACAAGUUCUUCAAGGAUGGCAACUAUAACCGUGCUAUCGAGGAGUACAACAAGGCGAUCGAGAUCAACCCCAACUCGUCGGCCUACCUAUCCAACCGCGCCGCCGCCCACAUGUCCGCAAAGAACUUCCUGAGCGCUCUCGAGGAUAUCGAGCGCGCAAACGAAUUAGACCCCGACAAUGCAAAGAUCAUGCACCGCUGGGCCAAAAUCCUCACCAGCCUAGGCCGCCCCAGCGAAGCCCUCGAUAUGCAGCGCUUCAUCUCACAAGCCGAGGAGACGCUCGCCGAAGACCGCGGUGGCUCGAUGGCAAUCUUCUGCCUCGACGAAGCGCGCAAGGGUCUCGGCUUCGCCGUCAAGGAACCCCGCAAAUGGACGCUCCUGACUGCCGAAGCCCAGCUGAAAAUGAACAAUAGCAACAGUCUCGGCAAGGCCCAGGAUCUGGCUAUCACUCUCCUCCGCGAGAACUCGCAGGACCCGGAUGCGAUGAUGAUCCGGGCCCGAGCGUUCUAUGCCUCCGGGGAGACCGAGCAGGCCCUGAAGCUGCUGAAGAUGUGCCUCGGGCUGGAUCCGGAUAUGAAAGCUGCUAUAAAGCUGCUGCGCAUUGUGCAGAAGCUGAGUCGGACCAAGGAGGAGGGUAAUGCGGCGUUCAAGGCGAAGGAUUACCGUCGGGCCAUCGAGCUCUAUACACAGGCCCUCGAGGUUGAUCCGGCGAAUAAGGAUAUGAACGCUAAGAUCCUGCAGAAUCGAGCGCAGGCUUAUAUAAACUUAAAGGAGUUCGACUCCGCUAUUGAGGACUGUACCGAGGCUCUCCGCUUGGAUCCUGGGUACGUCAAGGCUCAGAAGAUGCGCGCUAAGGCCUACAGUGGUGCUGAGCGGUGGGAAGAUGCCGUUCGUGAUUACAAGAAUGUUGCGGAGAACAACCCCGGUGAGAAGGGUAUUGCGGAGGAUAUCCGCCGGGCUGAGUUCGAACUGAAGAAGUCUCAGCGCAAGGAUUACUACAAGAUCCUGGGAGUCAGCAAGGAUGCUGGUGAUAACGAGAUUAAGAAGGCCUAUCGGAAAAUGGCCAUCCAGUACCACCCUGAUAAGAAUCCCGACAGCGAGCAUGGCGAUGAGAAGUUCAAGGAGAUCGGCGAAGCCUACGAGACGCUUAUCGAUCCUCAGUACGUCCCCCCUUCCAGCCUGUACGGUUAUUUGGCUACUAACAUAUCUUUUAGGAAACGCGCUGCCUACGACAAUGGUGACGAUCUGAUGGACCCAGCCGACAUGUUCGGUGGCGGUGGCUUCGGUGGCAUGGGAGGCAUGGGAGGCAUGGGAGGAAUGGGCGGCAUGGGUGGUAUGGGAGGCAUGAACGGCACCCACAUCAACAUCGACCCCAACAUCCUCUUCAAUAUGAUGAACGGAGGUGGCGGCGGCGGCUUCGCAUCUGCCGGCGGAAACCCGUUCGGAGGCCAACAACGUGGCGGCUUCCCAGGUGGUUUCUCCUUCUAA
Penicillium chermesinum is the source of this 2019-nucleotide messenger RNA. RefSeq names its product DnaJ and TPR domain protein. NCBI's taxonomy places the organism in Eukaryota, Fungi, Ascomycota, Eurotiomycetes, Eurotiales, Aspergillaceae. The transcript has 3 exons. Gene Ontology annotation, molecular function: protein binding. Bases 1 to 2019 code for a protein of 672 amino acids. The record is from RefSeq and is a predicted model, not a curated record.